Molecule: messenger RNA, 1409 nt
Organism: Seminavis robusta
Lineage: Eukaryota; Bacillariophyta; Bacillariophyceae; Naviculales; Naviculaceae
Source: the annotation of a GenBank genome assembly
UGAAACUGCUCAGCUCACAGGAAAGCAUGGAGCCAACUGUCGCUUUUAGUGCGAAAGCAUGCAAAAAACGCAGUUGUCCGGCUCUGCUUCGAGAAGACCCUCAGUAAAGACGCCUGGCACUGUGUUUAAAAGUUCACGAUGAGUGCCAGCGUCGAUCUCCGCAGCCUAAGCUCAUGGUCAUGGGCCGGUCAGUUCUUUGGUAACCUUGGUGACGACCUGGAGGAACACUCCAAUGACAGUGGCUCUGAAGUAUCGGACGAUGAGGAGUCUUACUCAAGCUAUACAACCGCAAGCUCCUCUGAUGGCUUUGUGUUUCACCGCGACUACACCAUUCUUGCUCCAUCCAAAACCUUCGAUGAAAUGAGCGACAUCUAUGACUCCGUGGCUACCGAACUGAGCCACUCAGGCUCGACCUUGAACAGCAAAGGUACGAGUGGCUCAGAACAAGAACAGCAACAGCAACAACGUCGAUUUAGGAGGCGUUCCACUGCUUCGGCAUCCAUCAAGUCUUCAUCGCAAAGAACAGUGCCCCCAUUGCUGAAAGCUAUAACGGAAGAAGAUGAUGACACAGACGCACACGAGGCAUUCCUUCGUGCCAAAAUGACGUCGCUUUGGACUCGCAUUCAGGAGUCUGCCCAAGCAGAAGAUCUGUCUGCUGCUCCAACAACAGAGCAAGACAAGGCGCUGCUGCGUGCUUACGCAAUAAAGAACGACACGCUCACUCUCCUGAGCAACACACCCUAGUCGACAAAGGGAGAAGGCACCGCUAGCCAUACUGGUACAGGCGGGUUGCAUGCCUUGCUGGCCGAAAGGAGUGUGAAUGGUUUUUAGUAUGUUGGUGGCUGUUGCUCGCUGCACCCUAUGUUUAUGCUCGUCCCUGCUAUGCAUACAUCGGCCGUCUUUCUGAUGUCAAAGCCGUGGGCUGCUGAAUUCACGAUGCUGCUGCUUUACCGUAUACCGGUACCGGUACCGGUACUGGCAGCUCGCUCGCAGUACUGUAGGUUGUUGGAUAGGAUACUGCACGAUAAAACCAAUUUUUAUAAUGGCUGCCCUGGUACCAUGCUGUAGACAAAACAGUUACUAUAGUCUGAUUGCGGUAUAGAUUUGGCCGGUCCUUGGAAAACAUCUUGUAAAGAGGAACUCUACUAUCGGUACCGGUACCUGGUAGAUUAUGUACAGUGGCUAUAAUAUAGAAUUGCAAACUCCACUUUAGUUCGUCCGUCUAGGGUGUAGCGAUGCGUACCGUACGAUGAGGAUACCCGUACACGAACAUUCAGGGAGAUUAUUCUCACUGUGGAACCAUCCUGGAACCUAUGAUAGCUACCGACAUGUCAUACGAGCAGCUUCGAUUCUAUUGAUUCAAACGCGUGCCGCUCUUUUUGGUACACUUCUACGAGUGGUCCUGUAGA